UUGGCUAACCUGUGCAGAUUAUUUACAUCAACAGUUUUUAUUCUCUUCGAAAAUUGUGAUUUGUUUUAUACAGGACUAUUGUGAGUGUUUUGAGGUGUAUUGUAUAAUAUAAAAUAAAUUUCAAGCAAAAACGGAGCUAUCGAAUCGAUAAUUCACGUAAAUUUUGAUUUUGCGAAGAAAUUGAACAAUUUGUGUAAAUAUGCUGCUCAGAACACAAAACUUUUAUCGUGUACAUAGGAACUAAUUUACAACACGUUCACACGUUGUAAAUAAUUGUACGUAAAUGUAGAUAUGAGGUAUUUGUAAUAAAAGAAAACGAUGAAUUCGAUGAAGAGUAACGGUGAAAGUGGUAAUGGACUGGAGGAUCUUGGUAUACCAGGACCAGUGUUUUUAAGAGAUGCUUUAACAAGUUGUACAGAUCCGUUGAAAGCCAUCGAGGAAUUUCAACUAGAAAAUGGCAUAUUAUUGCCAUCGUUGAGACCUAUGUUGCCUCUCCUUGAUUUACAUGGAGUCAGAAGAUUGGAUUUUCAUGCUUCUGUUCUUGAGGAGUUACGAGAAAAACUGGUCAAACAAAUUAAUGAAAUUGGCGCGGAAAGAACAGCCGACAAAAGUAGCGAUAGAAGACUGAAGGAAUUACUGUCUAAAAGUUUUCCUGCCGUGAGAGUUACUGGGUUACGACCUGUUGUUAUGUGUAUCUUGAGAAAUACUCCACACAUUGAAGAGAAAUAUUUGCGAGUGUUAGUUGGCGAGAAGGAAUUGUAUAAUGAUGCUGAUACAGAAGUAAAACGUCAAAUAUGGAAAGAUAAUCAAAGUCUCUUUGGAGACGAAGUCUCUCCAUUAUUUAGUCGUUAUAUCAUUGAAAAAGAACAGAUUUUAUUCGAUCAUCGUAACUUGAAUAGUUUAUUUUUUACACCAUCUCCCAAGGUGAGGAGACAAGGAGAAGUUGUACAAAAGUUAGCCCACAUGAUUGGACAUAGUGUAAAAUUAUAUGAUAUGGUACUGCAAUUUUUAAGGACUUUAUUUCUACGUACUAAGAACAUUCAUUAUUGUACUCUAAGAGCAGAACUUCUUAUGGCAUUACAUGAUUUAGAGGUACAAGAUAUUAUUUCUGUGGAUCCUUGUCAUAAGUUUACUUGGUGUCUGGAUGCUUGUAUAAGAGAAAAGAAUGUGGAUGUUAAAAGAUCUCGUGAGUUACAAGGUUUCCUGGAUAGUAUUAAGAGAGGACAGGAGCAGGUGUUAGGGGAUCUUAGUAUGACUUUGUGUGAUCCCUAUGCAGUGAACUUUCUUGCUAGCAGUGCAAUAAAAAUAGCUCUUCAUUUGAUAAAUAGCGACGCGUUACCUAGAGAAAAUGCAGUGCUUGUAUUACUAUUGAGAAUGCUUGCAUUAGGAUUGUCCGCUUGGCAGAUGAUUGAUUCACAAGAUUUUAAGGAGCCAAAAUUGGAUAUACAAGUUGUUACUAAGUUUCUGCCAGCACUUAUGUCUCUUAUGGUUGAUGAUCAAAUAAGACAAUUGAAUUGUAAGCUUCCACCUGAUGAGAGAGAAAGUGCAAUCGCUAUUAUCGAGCAUUCUGGACCACCUCCCGAUGCGUGCCAAGCAUAUGCUCAACUAUCUGGAGUAGCAGCAGUUUUAUCAAUGUACUAUGCAUUACAUGUCGGAGGUGGCGGUGGAGUUGGAAGAGGUAGAGGAGAUGCCAGAGGAUUAAUGAGAGUGCUAGCGACACUUCCAAAUUGCCAAGCGCAACGAGCUUUUGAAGAUCCAUUACAUACAUUGGUUUCAUUAUUAAUAUUAAACAUGGCUGAUGAAUUCUCAAAUGAGUCCUUCUGUACAGUAAUUUUCGACGAAUUUCUGGCUGGUUUAGGUAGAGAUAAUGUUACACGGCACCUGUUGAAGUUACUUUGGUAUAUACAUCCUAAAUUACCAUCUGCACGGUUACAUUCAUUAUUGAAAGCCUUACAGCCAACAAGUCAGCAUAACGAAGCAGUCCACAGUCUUUAUGAAUCUUUACGUGAUAAGGUUGGUAGUCAUUCUACAGAAGAUCAAUUAGCAUCGACAACUCAAAUGGACACAUUAAGUCUUGAUUGUUCUUCCCCUGCUCUUACUGGGAUACCAACACCAACAUAAAGUACAUCUCUUUAAGAAUAUGCCUAAUUCACGAAAAAAUAGAAACGAAAUUAAACUUCCUCAAUUUAUAAA
Messenger RNA from Nylanderia fulva, 2193 nucleotides. RefSeq names its product negative elongation factor B (gene NELF-B). The record is from RefSeq and is a predicted model, not a curated record. Gene Ontology annotation, cellular component: NELF complex; nucleus. Gene Ontology annotation, biological process: negative regulation of transcription elongation by RNA polymerase II. NCBI's taxonomy places the organism in Eukaryota, Metazoa, Arthropoda, Insecta, Hymenoptera, Formicidae.